AUGCGUUCAUGGGCUUGCUUUAUUUCAACCAUUUCGUGCGUCUGGAUGGAGUUUGCAUAUUCGCCGCCGUGGCUUCACGGCCGAUUCCUGAACCUCAUCACAAUACCAAAUGUAAGCUACGAUGAUAUUGCUGUGCUGGGGGUAGUAGCUCUUGGUAGCAUCGCCUACCUUCUACGGAGCGUUACAUUUUCCAAGUCAGGUCCAUAUGAAUACAAGCUCUACGAGCGACCGCAAGAGCUCCUCAAUAGCAAAAAACUCCAACCCGCGACAAGGAACAUAGCCCAGAAGUUGGAAGAAGAUGAGAAAGAUGUCGUCAUAUUCUGGGGAUCGCAGUCCGGCACUGCAGAGGGGUUUGCAACUCGGUUGGCUAGAGAGCUUCCACGACGUUUUGGAAUUCAAGCUAUCGCUGCUGAUCUCUCUGACUUCGAUCCUGAUACGAUUGCGCUCAUUCCGCGUACAAAAUUCGCUGUUUUCAUUAUAUCUACAUAUGGUGAGGGUGAUCCAAGUGACAACACCACGGAGUUUUGGAAUUUCUUGCACCGCACGUCGGAUAUCAGCCUUGCCAGACUCCGAUAUUUUGCCUUUGGUCUCGGAAACAAGAACUAUAAGUAUUACAAUCGGGUUAUUGACGUGGUCACAGCUUUGUUGAAUAAGUUGGGAGCUCAUGUUUUACUACCUGUCGGCCACGCAGACGACUCGCUUGGUACAACUGAAGAGGACUUCUUAGAAUGGAAGAAGGAUGUCUUUGCUGCCUUGAAGCUCGAACUGGACGUUGCGGAGAAGGAUCCUGUUUACGAGCCGACAUUCAGAGUCAUGGAAGACGAUUCACUUACAAUAACUGAUCUCAACUUGGGUGAGCCUGUCCAACGAGAACAUGGAAAGAAACCAAACCUUGUAUGCUCGCCCAUUCGACCGCUCCCUAUCAAACUUGGCAGAGACCUUUCGAAUUCUGCAGACCGUAGUUGUAUUCAUAUGGAGCUCGAUCUUUCAUCAUAUCCCGAAGUCAAGUACAAAACGGGUGAUCAUAUUGCCAUUUGGCCUAUGAAUCCAGACGGCGAGGUGCAUCGCUUGAUUAGGGUACUUGGAUUCGAGCAACGACAAAACACUCCGAUUGUCCUUCUACCUUGCGUGUCCGGUACCAAGAUCAAAGUGCCAACACCAACUACCAUUCUCGCCCUUUUUCAGUAUUAUCUCGAAAUUUGCGCACCAGUAUCCCGUGAGACUGUGCAAAAUCUCGCUCAGUUUGCGCCGACAUUGAGUGCGAAAGAAACGCUAUCGAAGCUGGGAAAGGAUAAAGAAUCUUACUACAAGCUUUUACUUGACAAACAUAUCAACUUGGGUCGGUUGCUUGAAUACAGUAUUGGUGGUGAACGUACACCUUGGGAGAGUCUUCCUCUCUCUUUCGUUAUCGAGAGCCUGGCCGCUAUGCAGCCUCGAUAUUAUUCCAUCUCUUCGUCGUCAAUUGUGCAGCCACGGCAAUUGUCAUUGACUGUUGCUGUCUCGGAUUCGUAUGUCAACCCUGGACAUUCACUUGAAAGGAUUCCCGGAUUAGCGACAAACUACAUGCUUGCUCUCAAACAUGCAAUUUCAGCAGACCCUGCUCAGCUAAAGACUCGUCCUGCUGAUCUGACAUAUCCUUUGAAGGGACCUAAUGAUCAGUUGCAGUCUAGGAGAAUAUACGCGCAUAUUCGCCAUUCCAGAUUCAAACUUCCGGUUCUGACUUCAUCGAAGAUUAUCAUGAUUGCUGCUGGAACUGGAAUUGCUCCUUUCCGCGGGUUUCUCCAUGAACGAGCUCGGUUCAAAGCCAUGGGUCGAGAAGUUGGUAGCAUGCAUCUUUUCUUUGGUUGCCGUCUUUCGGGGGAAGAUUAUCUUUAUCAGGACGAAUUAAAGUUCUUGAAGGAGUCACUAGGGAACAAUCUACAAAUAGUCACUGCGUUUUCACGCGAAAAUCCUGAUUGCAAGGUCUACGUUCAAGAUCGCAUCCAAGAACAUGCACAGGAGCUUUGCACCAUGCUGAUGGAUGGCAGCACGUAUCUUUAUAUCUGCGGCUCAACAAAAAUGGCUCGGGCUGUCACUACAGCACUAGGCAAUGGCUUACUAGUGAAAAAGAAUUGGGGUGAUUCUCAGUUGCGGUUGUGGAUGGAAGGACAGAAGAAACGCGGUGCAUGGCAGGAGGAUGUUUGGGGUUGA
This is a messenger RNA of Talaromyces atroroseus, 2190 nucleotides long. RefSeq lists its product as hypothetical. NCBI's taxonomy places the organism in Eukaryota, Fungi, Ascomycota, Eurotiomycetes, Eurotiales, Trichocomaceae. Gene Ontology annotation, cellular component: cytosol. The coding region runs from base 1 to 2190 and encodes 729 amino acids. The record is from RefSeq and is a predicted model, not a curated record. The transcript has 2 exons. Gene Ontology annotation, molecular function: flavin adenine dinucleotide binding; FMN binding; NADPH-hemoprotein reductase activity.